CUAAAACGAAUAACUGCCCUGAAAGUCUGUUAAAUGUCAGGUCGCAAAAGACAGUGUAGUUCACGUGUUUCACUCUGUAAGGAUAAUCCAUGGACAUGAAAUAACUGAGGUCAGUGUUGUGUUGAGAUGUGUUUUCACUCAUCAGUCGUCCGUUUGAACAUUUGCCCACAUAGAGACAGCGAGACAAGUGUGGAAUGACAUUACAACGUCAGGUAUAACGUCCUCUGACUGGAACAGAUGUCCCACGAUGUUUAACGUCACGGAUGAACAUGUGCAUGGUGUAAAUCUCAGGAAACGGAUAUCUGAAGACAGUGUUUCUAAGUGGUAGGACAUUUUAACAGAACAUCUUUGGAUAUGACAUCUUCAAUAUCUGUAACGUCUUCUUCGCCAUGAACUUUUAAGACCCCGUGUGUCCCCGGCUUUGUACUUUUAAGCAUGUUUAUCAAGAUCUAAAUCCCUGCUUAAAGGAAACAGGUAUCUAAGCGCGAUACCAUGAGUUUUUCAACCAACACGUCAUUCCCUCACACGUUGUAUAAUCUGACGUUGCCGGAGAAGAAUGUAACGAUUGAAGACGAGGCAUAUGACGUUCCUCCAGGACUCAUAUUCCUCUUGGCGUUCUUAUACGGCUCCAUAUCCCUCCUCGCCGUCAUCGGCAACGGCCUCGUCAUCCUCGUCAUCGUCAGGAACCGCCGCAUGCACACAGUCACCAACAUCUUCAUCGCCAAUCUCGCCGUGGCCGACGUCAUCAUCGGUCUGUUCAGCAUUCCAUUUCAAUUUCAAGCAGCGUUGCUACAGCGAUGGGUUUUAGCCAACUUCAUGUGCUCCCUUGCUCCUUUCGUGCAGAUCAUCUCCGUCAACGUCAGUAUCAUCACGCUAAGCGUCAUCGCCGUCGACAGGUACAUCGCGGUGCUUCAUCCUUUCAAAGCCGGAUGCUCCAAACGUUCCGCCGCCAUCAUCAUUACGGCGAUAUGGUGGUUUGCCAUUCUGUCGGGACUUCCUUGUGCGCUGUUCUACAAGGUUGAUAAGGAUACGUGUCAGUUUGAUUUCCCAAGACAACUGAAAAACUUCCCGUUCUACUAUAACUUAUACAUAAUUCUUGUACAAUACAUGGUGCCUCUGUUAGUAAUCAGUGUUUGCUACUUCCGCAUCGGAUGUUAUAUUUGGGGGGCAAGAGCUCCCGGAAAUACCAACCCAACAGAAGACGUCCGGAGCAGAAACAAGAGAAAGGUGGUGAAGAUGCUGAUCAUCGUGGUGUGCCUGUUUGUGUUAUGCUGGCUCCCGCUCCAGACCUAUAACCUCCUAGCUAUCACAUAUCCCAUUAUCAAUGAAUAUCGUUACAUCAACAUCAUUUGGUUCUGCUCCAACUGGUUCGCCAUGAGCAACUCCUGCUACAACCCCUUCAUCUACGGCCUGCUCAACGAGAAGUUUAAGCGAGAGUUCAGGAUCCUGUUCUCCAUGUGCCCAUGCCAGUGUGCACAGAAAGAAUACAAGAAGGAAUAUACGGACUACUACAGUGAGGACGGCAACCAGACGUUUCGACGAUGCAGCAUGAUGAGAAACCCGGCUGUGAGGUACAACUUCAACAGGGACGAGCACAAACGACUGUUCCGAAGGUCCACGGAAAUGACCGAGACAUCCCAAAUCUGACUAGGACGGGACCGGCGCCAUCGAGAUGCAGCCAAAGCUCUGAAUAUUUCCAGCGUUUGACAUCCAAUGUCCUUGCUGAUUGUGAAGCUUAAUGUUCAGGCGUUGUGAAUCCGCAUAGUUGAUGGACACAGAUGUUUGGGACAUUGUACAAACAUGUGACAUCCCAGACGAAUUAAUUAGCUUGCUGACAUUAUGGCGCUUGUCCCAACCGAGGAAUACUCACACUCGCUAUUCCCGUUUUGUUUUGACUUCAAAAUCAUAUUUUUUAAAUGUGGAAGACUUCUUCAUGAGCUAUCAAUGAACGAGGAAAACGCUGCUGUUCGUGAAGACAGUUGUGGAUGAUGUAAUUUGAGGUCAUGGACAACCAUUCUGGGUAACUAGACACGAAGGCUAAGAGAUCAUAUACAUCGGCUCUGACUCUGACUGGCAUCGGACAACAGGUUUCAGAAAGGAAGCUGAAGGCGUCCCUGCUGUAGGCGUUGGUGCUUGCCAUUUAAUGCAUUGCCCCGGACAAACUUGGGGAUUUUGAGAUGUGUAGUGCAAUAACCAAACACUCUCUGACGGUUCUUAGGCACACGUCUUGUCAUUAUCUCGUGAGACCACAGUCUGUCCAUACCAGUAUGUGCACUCCGACGUCACCUACUCACCCCAUUACCUUGGAAGGGGGGUGGUCUCGUCGUGUGGGUGUGGUGAGAUUGAUAAAUAGUGUGGACAAUGUUCCAGUGUGUGAAACGUUGCCUUGAUCAAACUCUUUACUCUUGUCCGUGUGACAAGCAAUCAAUGGCAACGCUAUCAAAGGUUAAAUGUAAUAAUGUGCGGUUCCACGGAAGCUCUGAUUCAAGUCCAGAUGACAAACACUUGGAUUUGUGUAAAAGCGGAACGACCAGCUAUACUUGUUCAGAGAAGUACAAUGCUCAGACAUAGUGUUGAAGCCUUUAACCAGACAUGAACAUCGAGGAUAACCAAUGGGAUUGAAUAUUUGUCAAUAACGGUGUUUGCUGCUCAAUAAACCUUCGUGUCAGUGUGAAACAAUUAGCCCUAGGGUUGCUAUACAAGCAAACUAAUGGCAUUUCCAGUGUUGUGAGGUCUAAUUCCUGAUUGCUUGAUUGCAAUUAUGUGACUCUUCGAACCAAGUUAUGUGACCUACAAAAUGUGCAUUACACGCCUCAGGGUGGGAUCUCACGGAAGUGUUUUCUCACGGACAAAUCACAAUACUGGAACUCUUAAUCCAUGGUUGAUGGUCAAAGAUCGCUCGUUAAGAAUUGGCUGGAAGGGUCACAGCGGUGCCUGGAUACGCGUACCAGCCUUUACGUGUUCCUAGAUAUGAUUUGAGAUUGGUUUCACCAAUGACCUGUGUAUGUCGUGGACUGACACACGAAAACUGAUUCGUUACUGUUGACAGAACAAGGCUGUUCUACCCAACUGGAAGGUUUAGCUAGGGUGUAACAAUAACUUUCAUUUAUGAGAGAUCGCGGUGGAUAAACGGACACAACAAUGGUGAUUUUACCACGUAUUGCCGUAUAAUGGAAGAAGCCGUAUAUAAAAUACGUUAAAGAUCCGCUAACUUGGUUUGAUGGAUUGAUCACAUAAUAUACAAACAGACAAUUCACAAUCAGGCUUCAUUAGGUGAUAACUAUAGGGGAGCAAAGAAAGCAUUUGGGUUGGUGGGCAAUGGUCAUGGUCUGUGUAAUGGAGUUGAAGCUGCCCCAUGGGGUCGGGUCAACUUUUCUCUCCAUUUCAUGUUAGAGAGAAAAUCAAUUUAACAAAAAAAACAAAAAUUAUACUCUUAACUUUCGACACAUUUGUAUAUUGGGUUUAUAUCAAGAAGAAACCUCAAGGCUAUGCUUCUGCUCCUCUAGAGUCAAACAACAAGUUUGAAGGAUUUGUAAAUACGACAUUCAGUGCUGAGAAUGAUACAGGACAUUCUUGAAGACACCGUGUGUCUGUGGAAUAAUGCCCAGGUUGACGAUUGGGGUGCAUCAAAGAUCAGCUUAGAUGUAUGACUGAGGAAGUCCUGAUUUGAAACCUAUUGAAAUAGAAA
Molecule: messenger RNA, 3688 nt
Organism: Haliotis rubra (blacklip abalone)
Lineage: Eukaryota; Metazoa; Mollusca; Gastropoda; Lepetellida; Haliotidae
Product: tachykinin-like peptides receptor 99D
Exons: 4
Coding region: 493-1647 (384 amino acids)
Biological process (GO): G protein-coupled receptor signaling pathway
Cellular component (GO): membrane
Molecular function (GO): neuropeptide Y receptor activity
Source: RefSeq, a predicted model, not a curated record